AUGCCUGCAAUCGUGGAGCUCCCUUUCAAAGGGCUAACCCUCAUCGCCAAAUGUACUCUCCAGCCGAUCAUCACCGGGCCAAUUCUCGGAUUAUUGCUGUACACCCCAGAACAGACAUGGGGAGACGCAUUGGAAGCAGCGUCUUUCUCCGGAACCAUCAACCCAUCCAAUCUGAUUCAAACACUCGGUUUUCUGGUCACCGUGGGUGUGAUCAGAAAUAUCAACGCAGCGCUAAACGCGUGGGCUACAAAUAACUGGCAGAUACGCGCUGGACACGGUUGGAAUUGGUCUUCUGAGAUAGCAGUCGUUACCGGAGGAUGCAGUGGGAUCGGUAGAGCCAUUGCGGAGACUCUCACGUCGCGCGGGAUCCGCGUAGCAGUGCUCGAUGUGCAGGAUGCACCCAAUGCAUUCAAAUCAAACAGCCUGCUAACAUGCUUCCGGUGCGACAUCUCCAGCCCUACAGCAAUAGCAGAGGUAGCCGAUACAAUUCGAAACGAACUGGGACGUCCCUCAAUCCUCGUUAACAACGCCGGCAUAACGGGUUCUCACACGAUCUUGAAGACCCCAAGCGAGUUUCUCAGCCGUAUCUUCGAUGUAAAUAUUCUCUCGCAUUGGCGAUUAGUCCAACAGUUCGUCCCGGACAUGGUGGCGAAGAACAAAGGCCAUGUUGUGACGGUAGCGAGUGUGAACUCUUUCCUGACAAACUCGGCGAACGCUGACUAUGUGGCGACCAAAACCGCUGCAUUGUCGUUCCACGAAGGUCUUACCAGUGAAUUGAAGAUCUGGUAUAAAGCGUCGGGUGUCAAGACUACUAUUGCACACCCAGCUUUCGUGCGCACUCCUUUGAUCGAGGACAUGAUCUUGAAGAGUGGCCAGGAUCCGAAGAUUCUUGAGACUAUGAUGAUGCCGGAGGAGGUCGCGGAGGUUAUUGUCAGGCAGAUUAUUAAGAGACGCGGUGCGCAGCUUUUCAUUCCUAGCUGGGGAGCGCCGAUAUCGUGGUUGAAAGGCUGGCCUAAUUGGGCACAGGAGCUUGUACGGGAUGCGUUCGGGAAAACCAGUGCUGUUACAGGCGGUUCGAUGAUCGCGUACUGA
This is a messenger RNA of Alternaria burnsii, 1092 nucleotides long. RefSeq lists its product as uncharacterized. The record is from RefSeq and is a predicted model, not a curated record. The coding region runs from base 1 to 1092 and encodes 363 amino acids. Gene Ontology annotation, molecular function: oxidoreductase activity, acting on the CH-OH group of donors, NAD or NADP as acceptor. Lineage: Eukaryota; Fungi; Ascomycota; Dothideomycetes; Pleosporales; Pleosporaceae. The transcript has a single exon.